UUCAUUUCCGGCAGGUGCGUAUAAACUCUUCAAUUAGGAGGUUUUUAAAAUGGCAUCUUGACAACAACAAACAUAAAUAAACAGCUUGAUAAUACGGUUGCAUUUUCAGUGAGUCAAAAUGCCAAGUGCUGGUGCUGUUUGCCCACCGAUGAUACUGCCUAUACGUAGGCAGGUCUACGGCCAGUCAACAUCUCGUAUAGAUACUUCUGUACUUAUAGAAAUAGUUUGUGAAACUCCAGAUACAAAAAUCUAUUUCACUGCUGAUGGAACGAAACCAAGUCCCUUCCAGCGUAAGAUAGGAGGCAAGGAGGUAACACACAGAUACACAGCUCCUUUCACACUCAAAGAUGGUAAACGAACAAUUAAAGCCGUAGCUGUGACAAGAGAUGGUUUGAAGGAGAGUGAUGUGUUCAGUAAAACAUUUGUUGUUGAUGAUAUAGAAAAGAUAAAUUCUAGUCCAUUAACUACAUCAUCCUCAUCGGAUCUUGACACCACAGAUUUUUUUGACUCGGAUGGUUUCGACUUAACAGAUUCUACGCUUAAAAGCAGCAAAUCUGGCAAAUCUAGUAUAUCCAGUAAAGGAAAGACUAAAAAGAAGAGUAAAUCGCCAAUUAGGAAUUUGCGGACAAGGUCAAGGUCAAAAUCACCUACUCGCAGUUUUCUGCCAAAAGAUGCUUGGGCAAGUGGAGCAGUCACUGAAACAGAGGGAGGUUAUCCUCCUAUACCAGAUGGACCAUUUAACCCAACAAACUAUUCAGGAACACAGAUCAAUGUAUGGGGUGGUGCCCCACCUCCCCUGGUUCAGGGCAUGCCAGGUGUUGUAAAUCUGGGUCAACCUGGCAUCUGCAAUCCUUACACUACACAAUAUGGCUACCUCACAGAAAAUAUGCUACAGAACUGUAAUCCUGACACCCGACAUGUGACUGUGGGUGAUUUACGUCAGAUGAUGAAUAAGCCACGACAGGAGCAACCGGCAUUAACAGCCCCGCCCCCGCAAGAAAAGAUAGAAGUCCCUGUAUACAAAGAUCCACCCCUCAAUCCAAUAAGUCCCGGAGGAGGUGAUUACAAAGGAAAUCUUCUUCAUGUGUACGCCCACAUGUUAGAUUUUGCCAACAACCAUAAAGACUUCAGGUUACCAGUAGCAGACCCUAAAAUGGGAAAGAUGUUGGAGGCAAAGUUUACAGAUCAACAAGACUGUUUUGAGUUGAGACUUGUUCUUGAAAAGCCAGGAAUUAAAAGAGGGUCAGUCAAAAAGCCAGAAAAGAAGAAAGAAGAAAAACCAAAACCUAAACCAAAGAAGGAGGAGAAAAAGGAGAAGAAGGAGGAGCCUAAACCGAAACCCAAACCAAAGAAACCCCCACCUCCGGAGAAAGAUCCUUUCUUUGCCAUGGAAACUGAGGAUCUUAAUCAACAAGGUACAGUGAAGGCGUACGCUAAUUUUAAUGCAGAACAGGAUGCGGAGGUGUUAAGGGGUGCUAUGAAAGGAUUGGGUACAGAUGAAGAAACACUGAUCAAUGUUCUGUGCUACAGGUCUAAUACACAAAGACAAGAAAUUGUUUCUACUUAUAAAACCAUGUUUGGAAAGGAUUUGAUAGAAGACAUAAAAGGUGAGACAAGUGGACAUUUCUGUGACACAUUGAAGUCAUUGUUGAUGGCACCAGCAGAAUACGAUGCGUAUCAGCUACGUAAAGCUAUGAAAGGUCUUGGUACUGAUGAGGAUGUUCUCAUUGAGAUUCUGUGUACUCGUUCAAAUGCGCAAAUCAAAGAAGUGAUCAGAGUAUAUAAAGAAAAAUUCAACCGUGACCUGGAGAAAGACAUAAUAUCUGACACUUCCGGACAUUUCAAAAAGCUCCUUGUGUCUUUGGUGCAAGCAAAUCGUAGUGACAGUAAGGAGGUGGACAGAAAUAAGGCAAAUCAAGAUGCAAAAGAACUAUAUCAGGCUGGUGAACAGAAAUGGGGUACAGAUGAAUCAAAAUUCAAUACCAUACUGGUGACAAGAAGUUAUCCUCAGCUACGUGCUACGUUUGAGGAGUAUCAGAAAAUAUCUAAGAAAGAUAUAGAAGAGGCAUUGAAGAGUGAGAUGUCUGGAGAUAUAUUGAGAGGCAUGCUUACUGUUGUUCGCUGCAUAAAGCACAAGUUCAAUCACUUUGCCCGUCAGUUGCAGAAAACAAUGAAGGGUAUAGGGACUGACGACGACACCUUGGUACGAGUUGUUGUGUCCAGGUGUGAAAUAGACUUGGUCAAUAUCAAAGAGGAAUUCCAGAAACUGACUGGACAGACGCUUGAUCAGUACAUCACUGAUGACACAUCUGGGGAUUACAGGGAUGCUAUUCUUUCAUUAGUGGUGGGAGGUCCUCCACCAGAUAUGGCUUCAAAAUCUGGCAAAGGUUUUGUUGAGGCUGUCAAACACAAGACGGAAGAAGAACUUGAUGAAGAUAUCAAAUUGGAAUCAGAACCAGUACAAGAAGAUCCAACUCUUAUCCCAGCAGAAAACUUCAAUGCCGAGACUGACGCUGAAGUCUUGAGGAAGGCUAUGAAAGGAUUUGGGACAGAUGAAGCAGCCAUAAUCAAAGUACUUGGAUACCGGUCCAACAGUCAAAUGUUGGAAGUAGUGAAAUCCUAUAAGACAAUGUUUGGUAAGGAUCUGAUAGCAGAAUUGAAGAGUGAGACAAGUGGAGGAUUUAAGAAACUCUGUGCCGGUCUGUGUAUGGCACCAGCUGACUUCGAUGCCAUGAAUCUGUAUAAUGCCAUAAAGGGUCUAGGAACAGAUGAACAAGUGUUGAUAGAGAUUAUAUGUACUCGAUCAAACCAACAACUUAUAGAUAUCAAGGCAGCAUAUAAAACCAAUUACAACAAGGAGUUGGAGACUGAUGUUGCAGGAGAUACCUCGGGUCAUUUCAAGAAGAUUUUGAUCAGUUGUUUACAAGCAAACAGACCGAGGGUCAGGAGUUGACAACCAAGGCAACAAGAUGCCAGGCUUGUAUGAGCUGGGGGAAGAAAUGCACUGAGAAUCAUCAUGGCUAGGUUCCAUAUAUUAUUGCAGAACAGAAGUCAUUCUCAACUGAGAGCAACAUUCCAAGAAUAUGCGAAAUUAGCCAAUAAGGACAUAGACGAUACGAUACAGAGUGAAAUGUCAGGGGACUUGAAGAAACAAAUUUUAUUUGCAGUGAGGUGCAUCAGGAAUAAAGCGGCCCAUUUUGCAUCGGAACUACACAAGUCAAUGAAGGGAUUAGGUACAGAUGAUGAUACUCUGUGUAGAGUGGUUGUGUCAAGAGCAUGUGUAGAUAUGGUUCAGAUCAAACAAGAAUUCCAGAAAAUGUUCAAACAAACUCUCGGAAUGUUUUGUGCGGAUGACUUCAGGAGAUUACAGACUGUGUUUAGCCGUGAUACGUGA
Mercenaria mercenaria is the source of this 3394-nucleotide messenger RNA. Its product is annotated as annexin A6-like. NCBI's taxonomy places the organism in Eukaryota, Metazoa, Mollusca, Bivalvia, Venerida, Veneridae. Gene Ontology annotation, cellular component: cytoplasm. Gene Ontology annotation, molecular function: calcium-dependent phospholipid binding; calcium ion binding. The record is from RefSeq and is a predicted model, not a curated record. The transcript is spliced from 25 exons.